AGGUAUUACAGGUAUUUAAUAAGCUCUGCGGCGCUUCUGGAGCUUUGGUGUAGAUUCGUUUGCUCCCUAGCUGCAGCUUUCAGUAGAUCGGUUGAUUUACUGUAGGUUCUUAAUUAACUUCUCUUCAUCGUAAAUCGUUACUGUAUAUUACCCUAAAUACACUUCUCAAAAUGGCUUCACCACACCACGUCCUCAUCCUCGGCGGCCACGGCAAAAUCGCCCAACUUCUCACCCCACUGCUCCUCAAGCGUUCCUGGACCGUCACCAGCGUAAUUCGCAAACAAGAACAAGUCCCCGCCGUCGAAAAGCUCGGCGCUGGAUUACCCGGUCGGCUCAGCGUCCUUGUCCGAAGCAUCGAAGACGUCGACAGCCAGGAGAAGGCAGCGAGCAUCUUGGACGAGGUUAACCCAGACUACGUCGCAUGGAGUGCCGGUGCCGGUGGUAAAUACGGUGCUGAAGGAACAUACCGCAUCGACCGCGACGCCGCAAUCAACUUCAUCAACGCCGCCGCAGCCAAACCCUCCAUCAGCCGCUUCCUCCUCGUCUCCUACAACGGCUCCCGUCGCAAAGCAGCUCCCUGGUGGACCGCCAGCGAAUGGGAAGACUACCACAAGAACAUCAACUUUGGCGUACUAGCGACCUAUUACCAAGCCAAGAUCGCCGCCGACGAAGUCCUAUACGAAGUUUCCAAGCAGAGCCCAACCUUGGUAGGCAUUGACCUCCGCCCCGGCAGAUUGACAGACGAUCCCAAGGGAAAUGUCACACUGGGUAGAAACAAGAACGUCAAAGGGGAGGUCCCUAGAGAAACUGUAGCUCAUGUAGCUGAUGCCAUUCUUGCUGCUGAUGGUGUCAAGAGUGGGUGGAUAGAUUUGCUGCAGGGCGAUGAUGAUAUCAACGAAGCUGUCGCCGCCGUAGUCCGUGAUGGCGUUGAUGCUGCUGAGGGCGAAGACAUUUAUGCAAAGUACGCGUAGAAUUGCGCAAUCAAAUAGAGAAGAACACAAAAAUCAGGACCAAAUUGCACGUAACAUUAUUAAUAUUAUAGCACAUGGCUCCCUAUCUGCUAGUUCAAUAUUAGGAACCUACCAAGCAUUGUAAAAUCUGAGUGGAGAGGAGAAUCUCGUCUCGCCAACAUAUAUAGCUCCCCCACAAG
This is a messenger RNA of Trichoderma harzianum CBS 226.95, 1150 nucleotides long. RefSeq lists its product as hypothetical. The transcript is spliced from 2 exons. NCBI's taxonomy places the organism in Eukaryota, Fungi, Ascomycota, Sordariomycetes, Hypocreales, Hypocreaceae. The record is from RefSeq and is a predicted model, not a curated record. Bases 171 to 971 code for a protein of 266 amino acids.